CUGUCUUUUGUCUCGGCAUCAUACAGACACAAUGCUCUGGUUGGAUCAAUGCUGAAUCCUGCCCGUGCUUUCGGCCACCUUGACCCCUCUCAUCAUGGGGUGAUCCAUCUAUAAAUACGCCCCAUGAACUGCGUGGGGAGCUUUUACAUUCCAAGCAACGCAUCUCACUUCUUCCCCUCCCCCUCUUUAUACUUACUUGUGCACCAUCAAGACAAAACUACCAUGGGUUCAGCAGGUGCCUCCACCCUCCCCAAAGAUUUUCUUUGGGGCUUCGCCACAGCCAGCUACCAAAUCGAGGGCGCCGUCGCCGAGGACGGCCGCGGCCCGUCGAUCUGGGACACCUUCUGCAAGAUCCCCGGCAAAAUCGCCGACGGGUCGAACGGCGACGUGGCGUGCGACUCGUACCACCGGGUCGACGAGGACAUUGCCUUGCUGAAGCAAUGCGGGGCCCAGGCGUAUCGAUUUUCGAUUUCAUGGUCCCGAAUCAUCCCCCUCGGCGGCCGCAACGACCCCAUCAACCAAAAGGGCAUCGACCACUACAGCGCCUUCAUCGACCGGCUGCACGCCGCCGGGAUCGUCCCGCUGGUGACCCUGUACCACUGGGACCUGCCGGACGAGCUGGACAAGCGGUACGGCGGGCUGCUGAACAAGGAGGAAUUCGUGGCGGACUUCACGCACUACGCGCGGGUGCUGUUCGCGGCGUUCGGCAGCCGCGUCAAGCACUGGAUUACCUUCAACGAGCCGUGGUGCAGUGCAGUGCUCGGGUACAACGUCGGGCAGUUUGCGCCGGGCCACACGAGCGACCGCUCCAAGAGCAGUGUCGGGGAUGGGUCGCGGGAGCCGUGGAUCGUCGGGCAUAACCUGUUGGUGGCGCAUGGGGCGGCGGUGAAGGUGUAUCGGGAGGAGUUCAAGGAGAGGGAUGGCGGGGAGAUCGGGAUUACGCUGAACGGCGACUGGGCCGAACCCUGGGACCCGGCCAACCCGGCCGACGUCGAGGCGUGCACCCGCAAGAUCGAAUUCGCCAUCUCCUGGUUCGCCGACCCCAUCUACCACGGCAAGUACCCGGACAGCAUGGUGCAGCAGCUGGGCGACCGGCUCCCCGCCUGGUCCGCCGAGGACCGCGCCCUCGUGCUCGGCAGCAACGACUUCUACGGCAUGAACCACUACUGCGCCAACUACAUCAAGGCCAAGACCGGCGAGCCCGACCCCACCGACACCGCCGGCAACCUGGAGAUCCUGCUGCAGAACAAGGCGGGCGAGUGGAUCGGCCCCGAGACCCAGUCGGCGUGGCUGCGUCCGUGUGCCAUCGGGUUCCGGAAGCUGCUGAAGUGGCUGAGUGACCGCUACGGGCAGCCGAAGAUCUACGUGACGGAGAAUGGCACGAGCCUGAAGGGGGAGAACAAUCUGCCCGUCGAGCAGUUGCUGCAGGAUGAGUUUCGCGUGCAGUAUUUCCGGGAUUAUAUCGCCGCCAUGGCAGAUGCGUAUACGCUCGACGGGGUGAAUGUGCGCGCGUACAUGGCGUGGAGUUUGAUGGAUAACUUCGAGUGGGCCGAGGGGUACGAGACUCGAUUCGGCGUGACUUAUGUGGAUUAUGAGAAUGGGCAGAAGCGCCUCCCGAAAGAGAGUGCUAAGCAGAUUGGGAAGAUCUUCGAGCAGUAUAUUGAGAAGGAGUAGCGGAUCAUCUGCAUAGCAGGGUAAGAUAUAGUUUACUAGUGGUUAACAUAUGCUGUGCAGCUUUCUGAUGGCUGAGAAGUGCUCUCAUGUAACUCGAUCAAAGAAUGAGGAUAAAUUGCAUCGAUUAUGAACCUUGC
Messenger RNA from Aspergillus brunneoviolaceus CBS 621.78, 1811 nucleotides. Its product is annotated as glycoside hydrolase. The record is from RefSeq and is a predicted model, not a curated record. Lineage: Eukaryota; Fungi; Ascomycota; Eurotiomycetes; Eurotiales; Aspergillaceae. The transcript has 5 exons. The coding region runs from base 223 to 1674 and encodes 483 amino acids. Gene Ontology annotation, molecular function: beta-glucosidase activity. Gene Ontology annotation, biological process: carbohydrate metabolic process.